AUGUUUUUUGAGUUCUGUGCGGCGUUCACGGGAGCGGACACGUUGCUGUACGGAUCAUGGGCGUCAAAUGGAUACUCUGCAAGUUCUGAAAUAGUUGAUGAGCCCAGUGUUCCCCUGAGUCCUUCCAACAGCCUUAACAUCCGCAAUCUCCAGCUGUCUGAGCGAGAUCCUUCUCAGCAUACCCACCGUUAUUCUCCUAAUUUCCAUCAUGGCUGGCCCUUCCGUCCUGCCUACCACAAAAUGUAUCGAGGCAACCCCUCAGACCGCAAGGAAUGGGGACCUAGCACUAAUGGCCACCACUGUGCUCCAGAGGGUCUUUCCAAUGGGCAAUGGCAGCAUCGAUGCCGCGGCUAUUCUGACUCGCCCUGCCCAUUGUCUUCCCCCAAAUUGGAACGAGUCAGCACUAUCAAAGCCAGUGAGAAUCCCGCUGUUAUAUCUAAUGCCUCCAGUGUAACCACUGAGGAAUCCAAGAAGGAAACAUGGUCACUCUUUCGGCCCCUUCCUGCUUUCCCAGUUGAUAGCAGCAGUGCCAGGAUCAUUCCCAAGAUCUCUUAUGCCAGCAAGCUGAAAGAGAACUUGGAUCAACCAGGCAAAGCCUGCCAUGUUCCAGCCUCAGCUGUCCGCACCACUAAUAGCCUCCCCAACUGUGUCUUGGUGCCACCCCCGAGCAGUCCCCCACCAACCGAUAGUAGUCAGCAGCAGCACCUGGGAGCCAUCUUCCAAAAUGAAUGGGGCCUCUCCUUUAUCAAUGAUCCAGGAGCCGGGCAUGGAGGGGUAUGUGGAACAGCACCAGUCAAGGAGACAGAAAAUGCAGAUGCUGAAGCAUGUUGGGAAAACAUGGAAGCUAAUGACUGGCAGGCUGAAAGAAAUUAUCACUUUGAAGAGUGGGGCCAUAUAUGGGAGCUACAUAGUCAAGCUCCUAGCAGAGUGAUGGUCUACUCAGAAACCUUGGAUGGGAAGGGUUAACUCCACAAAUAUCCAGGGGAAGCACCGCUAAGAUAUGAGGGGGUGUAUGGGGAGAGGCAACCCACCCCACCCUCUUGAAGAUUGGAGAGUCCAGGCAUCUUAAAAGGGGAAGCUAUGCCACCUUGCCUCUACCUCCCUUCCCUUGCUGUUUUAGCCUAAAUUGUCCUGGGUGAGGCUCAUGCCUCACCCAUUCCCCACCAUCUUUUAUCUCUGAUUCAGUGCUCUGGUUUUUAAUUUCUUCACAUGGUUUUUAAUUUCUCUGGAUUCCCCUGAAAAUAAAGGCAAAAAAAGAGUUUAUUUAAAUUCAUUUAUUUUGCCAUAGCGGUGUCUUACUUCUUAACACAGAAUUUUUGUGUCCUGCCACCAGGACAAGGAAAUA
Notechis scutatus (mainland tiger snake) is the source of this 1345-nucleotide messenger RNA. Lineage: Eukaryota; Metazoa; Chordata; Lepidosauria; Squamata; Elapidae. The record is from RefSeq and is a predicted model, not a curated record.